AUGGCUCAGAGCCAAGUAUAUCAAGUUGUCGUUCUAGGCGCCGGUGGUGUCGGAAAGAGCUGCUUGACUGCGCAAUUCGUUCAGGGCGUCUGGAUUGAGAGUUAUGACCCCACCAUAGAAGAUUCCUAUACAAAACAGAUUCCUAUAGAUGGCCGACAAUGCAUGCUAGAAAUAUUAGAUACGGCCGGUACAGAACAAUUUAGUUCGUCGGAAUCCACUCCCGCUUCCUGCAGAUCCAUAGGACCCACCCCUACUCAAACGUACCAACCGACUGACACAACAACCCCAAUAGGCCACGGAUUUCUACUCGUCUUCUCCAUCACAAGCAAAAACAGCUUCAACGAGCUCAAAGCGCUACGCGAUACCAUCAUUCAGAUCAAAGGAACGGACCAGGUUCCUAUGGUUAUUGUGGGUAACAAAUGCGAUUUAGCAGAGGAGCGUGCCGUUUCACGCGCCCAUGCCUUUGCCGUCUCGCACAGCUGGAACAAGACACACUAUUACGAGACGUCGGCCCGUAGCCGACUCAACAUCGACCAAGUCUUUACCGACCUCUGUCGACAGAUGCUUCAAGCGGAUGCGGAACAAGACCGAUUCAUGCAAGCCCAAGAAGCAGUAUAUGGCCCCUUGGGCGGCAAAAGUACGAGCAAGCGGGAUCUUUACGGCCGCCACCGCCGACGACGGCGACGCCGAGAUAAUGGACCGCGCUGCGUAAUUUUAUGA
Xylona heveae TC161 is the source of this 720-nucleotide messenger RNA. RefSeq names its product ras-domain-containing protein. Gene Ontology annotation, molecular function: GTPase activity; GDP binding; GTP binding. Gene Ontology annotation, biological process: signal transduction. The record is from RefSeq and is a predicted model, not a curated record. The transcript is spliced from 7 exons. Gene Ontology annotation, cellular component: plasma membrane. Lineage: Eukaryota; Fungi; Ascomycota; Xylonomycetes; Xylonales; Xylonaceae. Bases 1 to 720 code for a protein of 239 amino acids.